AUGGCGGCCUCCGUGCUGCGCUCCGCCUGCGGCCCGGUGCGGCUCGGCGUUGCUUGCCUGUGCCGCCGCCGACCGCCCCGGAGCCUGUGGGCGCGAGCCCGGCGGCUCCCGGGGCUCGUGGGGUCGGCGCGGAGCGUGGCCGCGGCCAGCGGAGCGGGCGCCUUGGGCUCCGACCGCUACUGCAUGGAGCUGCUGCGGAAACGAGAUUAUGAAGGCUAUUUAUGCUCCCUGCUGCUCCCUGCACAAUCCAGAAGCUCUGCUUUUGCACUGAGGGCCUUCAAUGUGGAACUGGCUCAGGUUAAGGACUCUGUCUCUGAGAAAACAAUUGGAUUGAUGAGAAUGGAGUUUUGGAAAAAAACAGUGGAUGACAUAUACCGUGACAACCCACCCCAGCAGCCUGUGGCCCUCGAGCUAUGGAAGGCUGUCAAAAGACAUAAUCUGACCAAAAGAUGGCUUAUGAAAAUCAUUGAUGAAAGAGAAAAAAAUUUGGAUGACAGAGCAUAUCGUAAUAUCCAGGAAUUGGAAAAUUACGCUGAAAACACACAGAGCGCUCUUCUUUACUUAACACUAGAAAUAUUGGGUGUAAAGGACCUUCAUGCAGACCAUGCCGCGAGUCACAUUGGAAAAGCCCAGGGCAUUGUGACUUGCUUGAGAGCAACGCCCUAUCAUGGAAGCAGAAGAAGGGUGUUCCUUCCCAUGGAUAUUUGUAUGCUGCAUGGUGUUUCCCAAGAGGAUUUUCUACGGAAGAACCAAGAUAAAAAUGUGAGAGAUGUGAUAUAUGACAUUGCCAGUCAGGCACACUUGCACCUGAAGCAUGCUAGGUCCUUCCACAAAAGUGUUCCUGUGAAAGCAUUUCCUGCUUUUCUUCAGACGGUUGCCCUGGAGGACUACUUAAAGAAAAUUCAGCGGGUGGAUUUUGACAUAUUCCACCCAUCUUUACAGCAGAAGAAUACGUUACUUCCAUUAUCAUUGUAUAUUCAGUCAUGGAGAAACAGAUAUUAAAAUAAUUUUAUGGCACUGUUCUUUAGUUUUUUUAAUUUUACAGAAGUAUACUGGUUAAGUAUACUGGUUAGGGUCCUUGUUUGCAAACAACAGGAACUGACUGUUUACAUGACGAGAAAGCGGAUUUUCAGGUUGGCUGUACGUAGUUCACAGACCAAUGAAACGUUGCUGGGGGGCGAGGGCACCUCGAUGCUGCUCAGAUCCUGCCAGGGGCACCACCUCUGUCCCCAGCAGCCCAGACCCAUUGUGAUGCGCGCUCUCUGUCAAGUCGGAGUCCCGGAGGGCCUGUGGUUUUAGCUGCACUGAGCCUGCAGGCUGCCCUUCAGCCACCAGGGGGCAGGAAGCAGGCCCGCCUCCUCCCUUCCUCCCCCUUGGAGGCCGGCUGGGAGCUCAGGUGACCAUCGUCUGCCUGUGGAACAGCCACACUCAGCGGGCCAGUCCAGCUAGGAAAUACCUUUCCUUCGGGGUCACGGAGAGUGAAGUGAAUAUUGAAGAAUGUCAGUCACUAUGUUAAUGGCUUCAUAUCCCAAACAUUUCAUCUUUACAACUCUGCAAAUUUACCCGUGAUGAGAAAAUAACUUCCUUAAGGUAAGCUCGAUGGCUGUCCAGAGCUAGAACCUUAAUUUGACUUUAGGUCUGGCUGACUUGAAAGCUUUUGUUUUGUUAACCCUGCUGCGUUACUGUCUGUCCUUGGGCGUUAUCAUGAUUGUGACCGAAACGGUAUUAACAAAAUCUGUACUAAUGUAAAGUAUAUUACCGAAAUUGUAUUGAGCAUUCACAAAGGGGAUACUAUGCGGUGCCUGGGUGGCUCAGUCGGUUAAGCGUCU
Enhydra lutris kenyoni (northern sea otter) is the source of this 1829-nucleotide messenger RNA. RefSeq names its product NADH:ubiquinone oxidoreductase complex assembly factor 6. The record is from RefSeq and is a predicted model, not a curated record. Bases 1 to 1002 code for a protein of 333 amino acids. Gene Ontology annotation, biological process: biosynthetic process; mitochondrial respiratory chain complex I assembly. The transcript has 9 exons. Lineage: Eukaryota; Metazoa; Chordata; Mammalia; Carnivora; Mustelidae. Gene Ontology annotation, cellular component: mitochondrion.